UGAGUGCCCCUGAGUUCAAUCCCUGUACCCCCACCAAAAAAAGGGGGCGUUAUCUUUCUAGAAGUUGUUUAAAAAUUCAGAGCAGAAACAAAGCAUGAACAAUAGAGAGGUUGCAUUGCCUAUUAUGGUGUCUGCCCUUAUAGCAGUAUUUGCUCAAGAUGGCUUCAGAAGGUCACUUUCAGCUCUUUGCUUCUGUGACCAAAAAUAGCAUCUUUGGCAAGUCUGGUUUCAGUUAGGCCUUUGCUCACCUCCUGAAUUCCACGCAGGAUCUUAAAAGCCCCUGAGGAAUAAAAGAUUAAGUCUGCCCAAUGAACUCCGUGAUUCUGUACUUUUAUUAUAAGAGUGUUCCAAACGGGAGCGGGGUGGAGAGAAGGGACGGCCUUUCACUCAACCGAUACCCUGGCAGCAAGCCGAGACAGGUCUGCGCAAUCUGCCAAGUCACCGGCUCCGCUAGGACCCAGAAUUGAAAGCGCUCCGGAGACUGGUGGAUCUGCCCCUCCUUUAGAGAAAGGAUGCGGGCACCCGGACUAAGGUGUGUGUGUUGAGUAGUUUCUGUGCAGAAUCAAGGGCUCGGCCGACUGAGAGCACUAGGAAGAAGCCUCCAAGGUGUUGGUGGCAGGCAGGGGCGCCAGGCUUGGGGAACUGGAGGCCUGGCAGAGAAGUAUACCAAGGGCGGCAGCGACGAGCAGAAGAGCAAGGAAGGGCCCGGAGACUCAUGAGGUUGCCGGAAGACUGUAUUUCUGAGACGUCCUCUGGGCUCGGCGAAGCAAAGACUGAGCAAAGGAGCGAGUGGCUUUCCAGACUCUGUAGUGUCUAAGUGGAACGAUGGCGGAUACUCAGCAUAUUCAGGAAUUCACCAAUGAAACAUGGCAAGCACGUACAGGAGAACCACUGCCUGACCAUAUGGUUCUGCUUGUGUGGUCCCUCAUUGUGUCUCUUUUCCCCUUGGGGGGACUUCUUGGAGCAUUGCUUGCAGGACCCAUGGCCAUCAAACUGGGAAGGAAGAAGUCGCUCCUGGUGAACAACAUCUUUGUGGUGACUGCAGCCAUGCUGUUUGGCUUCAGCCACAAAGCAGGCUCCUUUGAGAUGAUCAUGCUGGGAAGACUGCUUAUGGGAGUCAGUGCAGGUGUGAGCAUGAACAUUCAGCCCAUGUACCUGGGGGAGAGUGCUCCUAAGGAACUUCGAGGAGCAGUGGCCAUGACCUCAGCCAUCUUUACAGCCCUGGGGAUUGUGAUGGGUCAGGUGGUUGGACUGAGGGAGCUGCUGGGUGGCCCACAAGUCUGGCCCCUGCUGCUGGCCAGUUGCCUGGUGCCUGGGAUACUCCAACUUGUCUCCCUGCCCCUUCUUCCUGAGAGCCCACGUUACCUCCUCAUUGACUGUGGAGACACAGAGGCCUGCCUAGCCGCCCUGCAGCUGCUGCGGGGCACCCAGGAUGUGACAAAGGAGAUGAAGGAGAUGGAGGAGGAGCGUGCUGCCUGCCAGGGCCGCCAGGCAAGGCACCCAUGGGAGUUGUUCCAGGAUCGGGACCUGAGGAGGCAAGUGACAAGCCUCGUGGUGCUGGGCAGUGCCCUGGAGCUCUGUGGGAAUGACUCGGUAUAUGCCUAUGCCUCCUCAGUGUUCUGGGAAGCAGGAGUGCCUGAAGAGAUGAUCCAGUAUGCCAUCAUUGGGACUGGGAGCUGUGAACUGUUUGCAACUUUUGUUAGCUGCGUGGUGAUUGAGAGGGUGGGACGAAAGGUGCUACUGAUGGGGGGAUACUCUCUGAUGACCUUCUGGGCUACCAUCUUCACAGUAGCCCUGUGCCUGAAGAGCUCCUUCCCCUGGAUGCCCUACCUGGCUAUGUCCUGCAUCUUUGCUUUCAUCCUCAGCUUUGGCAUUGGUCCUGCUGGAGUGACAGGAAUCCUGGCCACAGAGCUGUUUGAUCAGACAGCCCGACCUGCUGCUUACAUGGUCUGUGGGGCGCUUAUGUGGACCAUGCUCUUCCUGGUUGGAAUUGGGCUCCCAUUUAUCAUGCCAUCUACGCUGGAUUGUUCCUCCCUGAGACCAAAGGCAAGACCUUCCUGGAGAUCUCUGAGGAACUGUACAGACUCAACUUGUCCAUGCAGGUCCAGGGCCCCACAAGGAGUAGCAGGGAGGUCAUCCAGUCCACAGAGCUAUAGCUGCACAGUUGUGGCAGGGGCUAAAGGUGACUGCUGCCCUGUCCUUUGCUUUUCAGAUUCACUUGCAUUUUAAUGAGUGUUUAUUGAGUGCAGACAUGGUACCAGGUAUUUAGCAAUCAUUGGUGAGCCAGGCAGGCAGGACAUGCAACCCCUUGAUGCUUGAUGUCUAAAGACAACUAACUGACAGGAAACCAAUUAAAACAUUCACACUUGUGAGAAUACAGUGGAAGAGAAGUACAGGUGGUGCUGGGAGCCUGACCUAGUCUGGGAGGAAGGAGGUGGUUAAAAAAGGAUUUUCUGAGAAACUGAUAUUAAAAAUGAACUUUACUGGAGCUGGGGAUAUAGCUCAGUUGAUAGAGUGCCUUGCAUGCAUGAGACCCUGGGUUCAAUCCCCAGCACAACAACCACAAAAAAGGUAAAUCAACUUUAUUGGAAUAUAAUUUACAUACUAUCCUAUAUAUCCAUUUUAAGUGAAUAUCUGAUGAGUUGCGACAGAUGUAUACACCCUUGAAAUACCACUAUAAUCAAGGUAGACCAUUUGCAUCACCUCCAAAGCACCCUUAUGCCCCUUGGCUAUCAAUAACCCACUCCACCACUUACCCCAGGCAAACACUGACCUGUUUUCUGCCACUACCAGUCAGAUUUGCCUUUUUUAUACUUUGAUAAUUCUAUAUUCUAUGAAUGCACUUGUGUCUGGCUUUCUUUGAAUAAAGUUUUUGUUGCAUUUGUUAGUAUAUAUUCCUUUGUGUUGCUGAGUAGUUAUCCCCUGUAUGAAUAUACCAUGAUUUGUUUAUCCCUUUGUCUGUUAGUAGACAUUUGGAUUGCUUCUAAUUCUUGGCCAUCAUGAAUAAAAUUGCUGUGAAUAUUCCUAUGCAGAUUAUUGUAUAGAUGUAUGUUUUCAUUUUUUGUGUAUCUUCUUGGGCUACUAUAACACAGUAUCACAGACUGGGUGGCUUACAAACAACAGAAAUUUAUUCCUCAUAAUUCUUGAGACUGGAAAGUCUAGGAUCAAGGGACUGCUUCCUGGUUUAUAAAGAUCUGUCUUCUAAAAAAAAAAAAAAUUUAAGAAAAAAAAAGAUCUAUCUUCUUGCUGUAACUUCACAUGGCAGAAUGAGUGAGGAAGAUUCAUCACUUUUUAAUUUUAUUUUUACUUUGCAGUGCUGGGGAUUGAACCCUGGGCCUUGUACUUUUGAGGAAAGCACUCUACCAAUUGAGCUAUAUUCCUAGCCUGCUUCAUCACUUUUAUAAGGGCACUAGUGGAUCCCAUUCAUGAAAGCUCUACCCUCAUGACCUAAUCACAUCUUAAAGGCAUAGCCUCCAAAACCAUCAUAUUAGUUAGCAAGAGAUCUCUAGAGAAGUUAUUGGGAAUGACAGCAUUGCAAUGGGAAUACGUGGACCAAUACUAAACUAUGGGUGCAUUCAAGAAGGUUGGGCAAGUAGUUUUUACAGGAAAAAAUGAAAAAUUUUGGUGAGCUGCGCAGAUGCAAAGUAUUCAUUAAUCUGUUUUCCAAGGUGAUUAUAGAGUGUUUUACACUUUCACUAGCAACGAUUGAGAGUUCUGGAUAUCCAAAUCAUCAGUACUUGGUAUUGUCAGUCUUUACAAUUUGGUCAUUCUAGUGAGUGUGUAGUCAGUACUCUCUUUGUGCUUUAAUUAUGGUACUUCCUCGAUGACUAGUGAAGUUGACCACCUUUUCAUGUGCUUAGUAUGACCAUUUAUCUGCUUUUGUGAAGAAUCCGUUCAUAUAUUUUGCCUACUAUUUUCAUUGGAUCAUCUUAUUUUUUAACUGCAGUCAUGCUCUAUACAUUUUGGCUGCCAGUACUUGGUCAGAUAUAUAUAUUG
Molecule: messenger RNA, 3996 nt
Organism: Sciurus carolinensis (gray squirrel)
Lineage: Eukaryota; Metazoa; Chordata; Mammalia; Rodentia; Sciuridae
Gene: Slc2a11
Product: solute carrier family 2 member 11
Exons: 12
Coding region: 826-2229 (467 amino acids)
Biological process (GO): monosaccharide transmembrane transport
Cellular component (GO): membrane
Molecular function (GO): hexose transmembrane transporter activity
Source: RefSeq, a predicted model, not a curated record